AUGAAGGUCUCGGUGGAAGGAGCGCAGCAGCUUGCGACCGUGGCAUUGCGGAAGCUGGGAUACAAUGCCGCAGACACAAAGAUAAUAGCCGACCACCUCAUCGACAGCGAGCUGCGCGGGUAUGGAAUAGCAGGACUCGCUCGGAUCCUCAGCAUCGGCGAGCGACUCGGCGGCAAAGUACCAUCUCAUGCCUCCGAAGUGACCAAGGACGAAGCGACAACGGCUCAAAUCGACGGCAGAGACACGCUGGGCUACUUGGUUGCGCACAAAGCGACGGAAGUAGCUAUCCAGAAGGCGAAGACCAUGGGCGUCGCGGCGAUCGGCGCGAACAACACAUACUACACCGGCAUGCUGUCGUACUACGCGGAGAUGGCGGCGGCGCAGGAUCUCGUCACCAUCAUCGCGUCCAAUACCAGCCCCUGGGUCGCGCCCGAGGGCACGCACAAAGCUCUCCUCGGGACGAACCCAUUCUGCGUCGGAAUCCCGACGAACGACGUGCCCAUAAUCUACGACAUCGGCACGUCGAGGAUCAUCCACGCUCAGGUGCUGCUUGCGCAACGGACUGGAAAGCCUCUCCCGCCAGAUACCGCUUUCGACGCAGACGGGAACUCGACCACCGACCCCGCGGCGGCGCUGGAAGGCGCACUGGCGAUCUGGGGCGGCGCCAAAGGCAGCGGCCUUGCGAUUGCAGUGCAGCUACUUGGAGUACUCGCCGGUUCGCCUGCGCUACCGCCGAAUCUCGAGGAUUUCGGGUAUUUUAUCAUAGCGGUUGAUCCCGCCAGGUUUCGCCCGAUUGAUGAGUUCAAGCGUGAGGUGGGCACGUUGGUAGAUGCGUUUCACGCAGCGCCGGCUUCGGGGGGCCUGGGCUCCCUGCGGCUGCCGUUUGAGCGGUCGAAUCGUGUGAGAGACCAGACCCGUGCCGAUGGCGGGUUUGAGGUUGACGAGGUGGUUCUAGAGAAAUUGAAGGCCCUUGUAGAUGACAGCUAG
This is a messenger RNA of Exophiala aquamarina CBS 119918, 987 nucleotides long. RefSeq lists its product as uncharacterized. The transcript has a single exon. NCBI's taxonomy places the organism in Eukaryota, Fungi, Ascomycota, Eurotiomycetes, Chaetothyriales, Herpotrichiellaceae. Gene Ontology annotation, molecular function: oxidoreductase activity. The record is from RefSeq and is a predicted model, not a curated record. The coding region runs from base 1 to 987 and encodes 328 amino acids.